AUUAGUAUAUAACAUUUUGGGCGUAUAUGAGGAAACAUUAUAUCAUAGCUUCUACAAGAGGUACGACCCUUAAAGAUUUAGGAAAUAAUAAUUAUUUUAUAAAGAAUAAAAUAUCAAUCUUAUGGAAUAGAUAUAAAGCAACGCGUCUCUCACAAAGGUUUUCCGUUACAUAACAAUUUGCUAUGGCAUCUGGUUCUAACGCAUCGCCGACUUGGCCUAGGCCACCUCCAGCAGACUAUGUAUUCAAUAAUCUUCUCGCCGACCUCUCAAUAGUAAUUAAAAGAGAGGAACUGGAUGAUCUCAAACAACGAUUUAAACAUGUGCAAGAUGUUCAAGAUGUAGACACUCUAAGAGGGUUGUUUGAUUGUCUAAGAGACGAGGGAUUUAUUGAUCAAUACAACAUAUUAUAUAUCCAGCAAAUCGUUCGUGUUCUGGGAAAAGAAGCUCUUGUCAGAAAAUUGAAAAGACAUGUGGACGUGUUGGGCGAGGAUAAAGUUCUUCAUUUUAUUAAAAACAAGAAAACUGCAAACGGCUACAGUCAGAUCGAGUUUCAUAUCAAAGGUCACGGAAUUUCAGAUCCGAAACAAGUUGAAACAUAUCGUAGUGUCGUAGCAAGUAUACUGGUCUGCCCAGUCGAUGAAGUCAUUAUCAAUGGCAUACAAGCAACGAACAGCACCGUCUUAACAAUCAUGAUUCCGACAAUGUAUGCAACGUUCCUUGUAAAACAAUUGGAAAAACACAGUCAGCGCAUCAUUAGCUCAUUCAUUGCAAUAAACGUGGACACAAUCAACGUCAAUAACAAUAAAAUUGAGCUUCAGAUCGAAGGAAAUAUCUAUAAAGCCAAGAAAGAAAGUCGUGAACAUGAACCAAUGCACCUUGCUACGAAAAUAAGUAUUACACUUAGGCGAAAUGCGAACAAGCAACAAACAACAAAUGCGCAAACACCGUAUAAAAAUGAAAGAAAGAGGUCUUUUCAAAAUACUGAAAUCGUUACAAGAAGUCAUGCAAAACAUGUAUACCCACCCAGAAAGAUUAUGAGGAAACACCUAACAGUUUGCUAGACAUGUUCGAAACAUUUUUUUCUAUUGAAGUUAUUUGGAAAGUAAAACUCUCACACACAUGUUUAUGAUAACUAUUUUUACGACAGAGCAAAAUGACAGUUUUGCAUUUUAUUAUUUAAGUAUUGUGCAGAAAAUACAUGAAUGUAUAUGACUAUUAAUUGUACUAAAACUAUGUGUGAAUAACAUUGACGUAUUGUUGUGAAAUGUUUAUUUGGAAGGAAGAAAAUACAUAAUAUUAUCAUCUGCACUUUCCUCUUCUCCUACACAACCUACACCACUUGACACGUAUUUUGCAAUGUGAUUAAACUUAUUUUGUUUUCAUUUAACGAAUUCUUUUAUCUCAUUUUACUGUGUCUUUGACCUACGUAUGUUUUGGCUGUCACUUUUUAAAAAGCAACUGUUUAUUUGUAUUGUGUAUAUGACAUGUGUUUGGUAAAAAUAACCAUUUUUAACUUUAUACAACAACAAACUGAUUUCUUGAUUUUGCCAGAUAUCUGACACUCGUAAAUUAUUUAACAUUGUUUUUAUUUGAAAUGCCCAAUUAGAUACGUUGUAUGUAUUAUUUCUAUCUAAAUCACUUACUAUCAUGUUUCAUAUUUAAUUUAGCAGUAUUUCCUUUCAAUUUUUGUAAUCUACACCAAUACCUAAUCAUAAUAACCUUUCGUACUAUUGUCAUUGGGAAUCUACUUGGUUAACCAUAAAGUCCGAUUAGUUUUGUUGAAUUAUUUGAGACAAAUAUUGUUCGACAAAAUUUAAUGUGAAUCAGUUCAAGAUC
Molecule: messenger RNA, 1836 nt
Organism: Ruditapes philippinarum (Manila clam)
Lineage: Eukaryota; Metazoa; Mollusca; Bivalvia; Venerida; Veneridae
Exons: 6
Coding region: 183-1061 (292 amino acids)
Source: RefSeq, a predicted model, not a curated record